AUGUCGAUUGUGGAACCAGAACCACAUGCGCUCGUAUGGACCCGUCAUCACUCACAACGCAGCUCCACUCGGACGCGCCAGUAUGAGUACAUGGCCGGUGAAGCGGACACCCUCUGUCUGAUGCCGUCAUCCAUGCGACUGUUGUGCGCUCUACUGUGUGCUCUGCUCAUCUGCUCAUUAGCCGCUGCAAUCUUCAACACUCUUCAAGGCAGCGCUAAGGGAUCGACGAGUUUCUGCAAGCGACCCGAUGAGCCAUUUCGACCAAACGUUUUAUGCCCACGUGAGUCAAUGUUCUUUUACUACAGCUGCUGUUUGCAUUCAAAUGGCAAGGAUCUCAGAUGUUGCGCUCAAAUUCGAGUUUGGCUAUUAAUCGCAAUUGUUUGCGUGACCCUAUCCUGUGUCAUUGGAUUAUCGUACACCAUUUUCUGGUACUGCUGCGAUUGCGAGAAGACUAACAGUGUCUUGGCAACUCCACUAUGA
This is a messenger RNA of Ostertagia ostertagi, 480 nucleotides long. Lineage: Eukaryota; Metazoa; Nematoda; Chromadorea; Rhabditida; Trichostrongylidae. The record is from the annotation of a GenBank genome assembly.